GAGCACUGCCCCUUUAACAGCAGGCCGAUGAAUCGAUAGGCUGGGAGGUGCUCGGCUAGUCGUCCUGCUCUGUGUAACACGUGGUUCGUAUAGUAAGGAGCAUUGAGUGUGUUCUACAGACAGUGGCCGCCAUGGCGCAGAUCCAGGCUCGGUUCUUCACCAGGAAUAAGAAGUAUAAGAUCGAUGAUGUUCCAUUUUCCAUUCCUGCUUCCUCAGAAAUAACUGAUCUCAGCAAUAUCAUCAACAAGGUGCUUGAAACAAAGAAUGAUGAACACACUCACGUGGAGUUUGACUGCCUUGUCAGGAGCCAGUUUCUUCGGUUGCAACUUAUCAAACACAUGGAAAUGGAAGGCAUAUCAACAGAAGAAGUGGUUGAAAUAGAAUAUGUGGAAAAGAUUACAGCCCCCCAACCUGAAGAAUGCAUGCUUCAUGAUGACUGGGUCAGCUCCAUAGCCGGAAGUGAAGAAUGGAUUUUAACAGGUUCUUAUGACAAAACAUGUAGAAUCUGGUCUGUCGAGGGGAAGCCACUCAUGACCAUAGCAGGCCACACAGAAGUUGUUAAAGAUGUUGCCUGGGUGAAGAAAGACAGCCUGUCCUGUUUGCUACUGAGUGCAUCGAUGGACCAGACUAUUCUUCUUUGGGAGUGGAAUGCUGAGAAGAAUAAAGUGAAGGCUCUUCAUUGUUGCAGAGGACAUGCUGGCAGUGUGGACUCCAUAGCUGUGGAUGGUUCUGGCAGUAAAUUUUGCAGUGGCUCAUGGGACAAGAUGCUGAAGAUCUGGUCCGCAGUGCCUACGGAUGAAGAAGAUGAAGUUGAGAACAAAUCAAACCGUCCAAGGAAGAAACAGAAAACUGAGCAGCUGGGUUUAACUAGAACACCGGUUGUUACUCUUUCUGGACAUAAUGAAGCCAUUUCAUCAGUGCUGUGGUCUGAUGCAGAUGAAGUUUGCAGUGCAUCAUGGGAUCACACUAUUAAAGUGUGGGAUAUUGAAGCAGGGGAAGCUAAAACCACUUUGACUGGAAGCAAGGUGUUUAAUUGUAUUUCUUACUCGCCACUGUGCAAACGACUGGCAUCUGGUAGUACAGACCGACAUAUCCGUUUAUGGGAUCCAAGAACUAAAGAUGGGUCCCUGGUCCUGCUUUCUUUAACUUCUCACACAGGAUGGGUAACAACAGUAAAAUGGUCGCCAACCAAUGAGGAGCAACUUGUAUCUGGAUCACUUGAUAGGAUUGUGAAGCUUUGGGACACCAGGAGUUGUAAAGCCCCUCUUUAUGAUCUUGCUGCACAUGAAGAUAAAGUUUUAAGUGUUGACUGGACAGAACAUGGGUUGAUCCUAAGCGGAGGUGCAGACAACAAACUGUAUUCCUACAGAUACACAGCGCCACCUUCAGAUGUUGGUGCAUGAACUACAAUGUGGACUAAUUAUUAAUUCAAAUGGACAGAAGCCCUAAACUCCUGUGCUCAUUUGUUUCCAUUUGGCUCUCCUUGGAAAGCUGAUCUUGCAGUGUACAGAUUCUGCCAUUUCAUUUUAGAGUUCUUCAAGAAUUGUUGGUCUCUUAUAGCACCUGUAUUCCGUGCUGAACUUGGUGUAGUUUUCCACCUAACCGCAUAUAUACAACUUUUAAAAAUAGAAUCCAAGGCAUAAAAACUGUAAGUUUAUUGAAAAUCUAUACUAAAAAAAUACAACAGGGCCUUGUCCAUAGAGAUUUCCACUCUCUGUGGCUUUGGAUUCUCUUUUUGAUAGUUGUAAGAUUGGUGGGGGUCUCAGUACUGGGUACUGUAAGUAAGCUACACUUCUGGCAUGUCAGGAUUCUAUAGCUGAUUCAAUAAUUUCCACUGGUUCUCAUCACAACGUGUACCUUUUUUAUUUGUCAAUACAGACUCCUGUGUUUUUUUUUUUUUCCCUUAAGUGACAUUUUAUAAAGCACAUCAACCAAACAAAGCUAUUUAUCUGA
Molecule: messenger RNA, 1953 nt
Organism: Hyla sarda
Lineage: Eukaryota; Metazoa; Chordata; Amphibia; Anura; Hylidae
Gene: WDR12
Product: WD repeat domain 12
Exons: 13
Coding region: 132-1403 (423 amino acids)
Biological process (GO): maturation of LSU-rRNA from tricistronic rRNA transcript (SSU-rRNA, 5.8S rRNA, LSU-rRNA); maturation of 5.8S rRNA from tricistronic rRNA transcript (SSU-rRNA, 5.8S rRNA, LSU-rRNA); ribosome biogenesis
Cellular component (GO): PeBoW complex; preribosome, large subunit precursor
Molecular function (GO): protein binding
Source: RefSeq, a predicted model, not a curated record